Encephalitozoon hellem ATCC 50504 is the source of this 708-nucleotide messenger RNA. RefSeq lists its product as uncharacterized. NCBI's taxonomy places the organism in Eukaryota, Fungi, Microsporidia, Unikaryonidae. The transcript has a single exon. The record is from RefSeq and is a predicted model, not a curated record. Bases 1 to 708 code for a protein of 235 amino acids.
AUGAAUGCAGAGGAAAACCACAAGAAGCUUGAAGAGAGCAUAUGCUGGGCAAACUCGCCUCCUGCGCCUGUCCCAGGGAUGUGUUACAUUGAGCCGCAGAUAAAAAGAGACUUCACCUCGUUUGACGGGUCUCUCGAGAAGGUAGUGCCAAGGCAACUGUACACAGACCUCCUUGAUGCAAUGGACAUAGACUUCAUGGGGAUGGUCAUAGACCAUAUUGAAGGGACCACCAGGAGCAUCGGUCAUACAAAUAAGGCCCUUAGGGACCUGGAAAAAAGAACUGAGGCUCUGGAGAGAGAGAGGAUAAAGGAAAGCGUGAGCAGGAUCUUCGACUAUCAAAAGUAUAUCCAGGAGUCCUUUGAAGAUGUGGAGGAUACAAUAGUUCACCCCAUGGACAGCAACAUCAAGGUAGAAGAAGCCUACAGUCUCUUCCCAGGACACGGCGAGGAGCAUGUUAUCAUUCAGUCAGACAACAUAGACUUCCAGAAAUCUUCCUUUAGCAUUUUGGAGGAAGAAUCCUCACAAUUGUUUAGAAAGGCUUGCAUGUCGGAUGGAAGGGCCUUCGCGUGCCUGCCACAAAGGGUGGACGACUUUCUGGUGCUCUAUAUAAAAAACGGGAACGCGUACUACGGCGAGGUCUCUGCACUUUAUAAGCUCCAGGAGCCUAGAAAGCAAAAAAAGCAGGAAGGAAGGAAGAAGGAAGGGUAG